CUCUGUGAAUUCGAGUUCGAGAGUUGAGCAAGUUCAAGGCUUGGUAGAAAAGGGCACGGACCAGAGAGAGUCGCAGAAGAAGACGAACAGAGUCGAGAAGAGAGAGAGAGAGAGAGAGAGAGAGAGAGAAGAUGAAGAAGGCGCAGAUGGAGUUACCAGCGGGGUUCAGGUUCCACCCCACGGACGAAGAGCUGGUGAGCGAUUACUUGAUUCGCAAGUGCGCUUCGCUGCCCAUCUCCGCCCCCAUCAUUGCCGAGAUCGAUCUCUACAAGUUCGACCCUUGGGACCUUCCUGAAAUGGCUCUGUAUGGUGAAAAAGAAUGGUACUUCUUUUCUCCGAGGGACCGCAAGUACCCCAACGGGUCACGGCCGAACCGGGCAGCCGGAACUGGGUAUUGGAAGGCGACUGGAGCCGAUAAGCCGAUUGGCCGCCCAAAGACGCUUGAUAAAAAGGCCCUUGUGUUUUACGCCGGGAAAGCUCCGAAAGGAGUGAAGACGAAUUGGAUCAUGCACGAGUACCGCCUCGCCAACGUCGAUCGAUCUGCCGGCAAGAAGAACAACUCGAGGCUUGAUGACGGGGUUCUAUGCCGGAUAUACAACAAGAAGGGCACCAUAGAGAAGCAUUUCCCCUCCGCGCACGAUAAACCGGCAGAGUUCCCGGAAAUGGAGACCAAGCCGCAGAUUGUCAUGCCGGCGGCGAUGAACCCUUACAACACACCUCCGCAAUAUGGGUCGCUAAUGACUAUGGAUCACACGUACAUGGACUCGUCGGAGUCGAUGCCGAGGCUGCACACGGAUUCUAGCUGCUGCUCGGAGCACGUGGUGUCCCCGGAUUCGGCGUGCGAGAAGGAAGUUCAGAGCGAGGUGAAGUUGGAAGGUUGGGAGAAGGCCCUCGAUUUCCAGUUCGAAUCGAUGGAUGACUUCUUGGACGAGGCGUUCGCGCAAGGACAGUAUCAGUUGGAUCUGUUCUCGCCUCUUCAGGACGCGUCCACGUACUUGCAGAAGCCAUUUUGAGCAAGUCCGUUGAGAAAACAGAAGUGGAGUUCUCGAUGAAAUUGCGUGAUCCACCAGCGUGGUGAUGAAUCAAAGACAAUCUCUGUCUUGGACAAAUUGCUCAUGUGGGGGCUACAGACUUGAGAGUCAGUCCUGGGAUUUUGCUGGAGAGAGAAGCAAGUGUUGAGGUGCAUCCAGUAGCCACCGGAGAAAAAAAUUUGUAGUGCUUGGCAUCAUGUCACCUCUUGUUGUUCUUGUAAAUACCUGAUGAAAAUAUCCAGGGAAAUUGUUUCCUGUAAGAUUGUAACAACAUUGUUUCGAAAUUUCAUUUAGAGAAAGAUUACUAAAAUUUUCAUCAUUGUCUUUUAAUUCUAUUGAAAGUAGUUCCGAAA
Messenger RNA from Eucalyptus grandis, 1384 nucleotides. RefSeq names its product NAC domain-containing protein 2. Gene Ontology annotation, molecular function: DNA binding. Gene Ontology annotation, biological process: regulation of DNA-templated transcription. The record is from RefSeq and is a predicted model, not a curated record. NCBI's taxonomy places the organism in Eukaryota, Viridiplantae, Streptophyta, Magnoliopsida, Myrtales, Myrtaceae.